Chaetomium fimeti is the source of this 2121-nucleotide messenger RNA. RefSeq names its product amidase signature domain-containing protein. Bases 213 to 1850 code for a protein of 545 amino acids. The record is from RefSeq and is a predicted model, not a curated record. NCBI's taxonomy places the organism in Eukaryota, Fungi, Ascomycota, Sordariomycetes, Sordariales, Chaetomiaceae. The transcript is spliced from 11 exons.
GGACCGGACAGAGAAGGAAAGAGCAAUUACCUACCCAGGCAACGCCACCGCAACAAAGAAUUCUUUCUAUGACUAAGCGUUGAUCUGGGCCUGGGAAACUCAGGUACGAACUGCCGAGCUCCAUACAGGUACUACGGUCUACAGGCAAUCCGCCAACCUGCCUGGUCCUCUGCUGCGGAGACCCACCCCGAGACCGACCUCAACAUCAAGAAAUGAGACGGCCCCUUCUCAAGCUGCAGAACCUGCCAAACUGGUUGCGCACUCGCUUCUUCUCCGGAACCCCAGACCACGCCCGCUUCAACCACGGCACCAUGACGACAAUCACCGCCCCGGACAUCGUUCGCCUCUCGGCGUCUGAGCUCCAACACCUUCUCAGUACCGAGAAGCUGACGAGCGUCGACCUCGUGAAGGCUUCAUUGGCUCAAAUUGAUCGCCACAACAGGAAAGGCCUCACCCUCCAAGCUGUCAUAUCCGUCGCGCCCGACGACAUUGUGUUGGAGAGGGCGGCGAUGCUUGAUGCCGAGCGUGCCCGUGGAAGAGUUCGCGGUCCGUUCCAUGGAAUACCCAUUCUUCUCAAGGAUGUUGUGAAAACGCACUCCGACCUGGGCAUGCCCACAACACUUGGAAACUUUGCUUUCCUUAACGCGAAGGCAAAUGACAGCGCCGUCGUUGUGGACAAGUUGUUGGAAAAGGGCUUGAUCAUCAUUGGCAAGACAAAUCUUAAUGAGCUCUCAAGCUGGAAAGCGAUGGGGUCAACCAACGGCUGGUCUGCGGUUGGUGGGCAGACCACCUCUGCCUACGUCGAAGGCGGCGUGAAACGAGAGGAUGGCGUAAUGGGCCACAACAAUCCAUGUGGAGCCUCCACGGGCUCUGCGGUCGGCGUCUCAGCUGGAUUCGCCCCCAUCGCUCUCGGAACCGAGGUUGACGGCUCGCUUGUACAGCCAUCGGCAAGAGCUGGCCUCUACGCCCUCAAGCCAACCAUCGGAUCCACUGAGCUCAAGGGCAUCUUCGCCGUAUCUGAAGACUUCGAUGCUCUCGGCGGAAUGGCGAAGUCGGUCAUCGACCUUGCCCACCUCACGGAGCUCGUCCUUACCAAGGAGGAGAGAGAAAAGCUACCGGCCGAUGGUUACCUGUCCUUCCUCAAGAAGAGCUUUGCUGGACUCCGCGUUGGAUUCGUGGACCCGGAGGUCUGGAGGUGGCCGGAAAACGUCCAACGCCAACACGGCAACUCACUAGAGCAGCUCAGGUCUGGCUACACAACAGUCAUGGAACGCUUGAAGAGCCAUGGUGGCACCGUCACCUAUCCAAUUUUACUUCCAGCGGCGUCCGAGUUUAUGCUCGACGGCCAGCCCGCGACACUCACAGCCAUCAGACACGUUUUCCGGGAGAAUGUGGAGAGCUAUUUCAACUCGCUGAGUUCGUCCGCAGUCAGAACGCUACCAGAACUCAUUCAAUUCAAUAACGAAAAUAGCGACAAGGAGCUCCCACCUGACUUCCCUGAACAAGGCCGCCUGAUCGACACCCUAGAGAACGUAAUCGAUCGCCAAACUUUCGAGAAGGCCAUAAAUGUGUGCCGCACCACCGGCCGCGACCAAGGCGUUGAUAAGGCGCUGAGCGAGCACGACCUGGACCUUGUUGCGCUCCCGAUGGACUCGCCGGCCCCGAGAAUUGCAGCGGCCGCAGGAUAUCCCAUUGCCACGGUGCCACUCGGAACCCUCGACCACAACGGUCGGCCGUUCGGCCUUGCUAUCAUCGCAAAGGGGGGUCGUGAAGACUUGCUGUUCGCCUUUAUGAGCGCAUUCGAGGCCGUGUAUCCGCCACGGCCUGUCCCUCGUCAACUGACCGCCUGACUCGCCGGUGGAGCUAUUCUCCGCCGUCUCAUGAGGUGGUCAUUGCUGUGAUCAAUCCCGGCUUGGUUGGGUACCUCUGCCUACGCCGCAAGACAGUGUUUUCCCAAGCAUAGUAGAUUAGUGGACAACGUAGACGGGAUCCUUCAUCGAGAGUAUCAUGGCAGGACUGGGUUAAUGAAGCCUGCAGCUUCAUUACUCGAGAAAAGGAGAGAUUGUGGGCGUCGCAAAAGCAAUGAAUUGCAUCUCAAAGCCACCGAGCCAUAACCACCCA